ACCAGAAGCAACAAUAAUCACAAUAACAAAAACGACAACAACAGCUACAAUAACAACACCAACAACAACAACAACAACAACAAAAACAACAGCAGGCGGCAGCUCAUAACGGCUAGAACAAAAUAUAAAACGGCUUUUGAGCCAAACUAUUGCGUAUUUGGCGAGGCGCUCGAACAAUGGUUGCGGCUGCUGCCGACGUUCAAAUAACAGCAAUAACAACAACAACAACAACAACAACUAUUAGCGACGCAGCGCUGCCAACGCCAGCAGCGACGACGACGACAUCAGCGAACGCCAAUAGCAGCGGCAGCAGCGUUCAAUUUGCAGCAUUAGCGGCCGCAAGUGCCAGCGAUACACAAGCUGCGACCUCCAAUUCAAAUAAUAACAACAACAACAACAACAACAACAACAUCAACAGCAGCAGCAGCAAAAAGCAUAUUGAUAAGCGCGACAGCAGCAACAACAACAACAACGACAACAUGUCAGAUGCAAGCGACGCCGAUGCCGCCAAAGCAACAGGCACAUCAACAACACCAACAACAACAGUAACAGUAACAACAGCAGCAGCAGCAGCAGCAGCAGCAGCAGCCUCUGCUGCAGCCGCGCCCACCAAAAGCGCCGUUAGCCAGCGCAAUGUGGACAUCAAAAUCGAGAAAUGCAGCAACAUGGAGGCGGCCACACAGCAGCUGACCAAAAAGGUGCUCAAACUCGAUUUGGGCGGCAAGAAUCUGGAUGAGUACUCGCUCAAGUCGCCAAAAUCGCCCAUCGCGGCACGUUUGCCGCAUCAAACAUCAUUGACGUCAUCGGUGGACGUUGAAGAUCGAAAGACAUUACGAGAGGCCUUAUACCAGGGUAUAUUCCAUCGACAUCGGCGCACCAUAUUCGCCGUCGGCAGCUUCCUUCGAAUGCUGCGCAGCCGGAACUCGCAGUAUAAUACCAUACGCAGCUCGUCGGAGGGCGAGGAUAUCGAUGAGUGUAUUGGCCAGAGACAACACUCGAAAACAUCAGCAGCAACAGCAAAAGCAACAGCAACAAAAGCAACAGCAACAUCAGCAACAUCAACAACAACAUGAAUACAUCAACAACAAUAAACAAGAACAACGACAAUCUGGAUUAUAAUAUGGAACUUGUUUUAGAUGGAACAUAGUGCAGCCAGUCGCACAACUUGUCGUUCGUUGCAUUCUCUAUUUUACUUUCAUUUAAUCAUCUUCUCUUCUUUCUUAAUACUGCAAUUAUUAUUUAGCACGAUAUUUGGGUGGAUCCAUUGAUGCAGGCCGCGUCUUGUUCUUUUUUUUUAAUUUUUGUUAAGCAUAAUCUAGUAUAUAUACCUAUAUAUAUAUAUAUGUAUAUAUAUAUAUAUAAAGCAUAUAGCUUCUAGUUUUUAGUGUAUAUGUAGAUUCGUUGUAAUCAUGGCUUGUAUGUAUGUAUUUGUAUCUAUUAUAUACGGGGCUGCACAGCCGCAAAAGACUUGUUGCUGGUUCACGGUUCACGGUUCACGCGCGGAACCAGUCGCAACUCGUCGCCUGGUUCACGGUUCACGCGUGGAACCAGUCGCGGCAAAGAACUUCGAAUCCGGCUCAAGAUUCAAAUGUUUAACAAAUUUGUCAAAGCUUAGACUUAAAUGUUGAACUAUUUUGUAUGAUUUUUAAGUUGGUUUCUUUUUGCAUAUUAUAGGAAUGGUUUUUUUUAAAUACUAAUACUAAGCUAGUCGGCUCAAGGUCCAUGUUAGUUUUCUUAUAUUUAUAUAUGUAGAUAAUUGUCGAAAGACAAGAUAUGAGCAGGAUUCUAUCAAACAGCAGACUUUGCUAUCGACUCUAGGCUCUUGCUCGCUCGUACCUAAAACUUGUUGCGAAUUACAAGUUGAUUUGUUGUUGUCAAUAACUUGUACUUGUUAUUAUACCUAUUAUGCACAGAUCUCAAGCCGGCCAGCUUAAUAUUAAUAUAAUAAUAAUAAUAAUAUUUUUUCGGAAUUAGUUAAGUUAUUUGAUUAAAAUUGAACGCCGGAUUCGAAGCUUUGCGGCCUGCAGUCUCGGAUGUAUAAUGUAUGGCUAUGCUAAAACAAAGAAGAGUAAUAAGAAAUCGCUUUUCGCUCAUAUACAACUCCAUUUAUGAUCAUGUUAAGCUAACCUUAGCAUUAUAUACAAGAAAGAAAAACAAAAAUAGUUUCAUUCCAAAAAGCAAAGCCCCAAAACAAAGCAACCAUAAGACUAGCCACAAUGUUGUGUUUAGCAUUUAGUCAGCGGACUUGAGUUAAGUCAAAGUUAGUUGCACUUAAUUAUUGUUUAGUUGUUCAUUUAUUUCAUAUUUAAUGCAUUCCGAGAACAUUUUCAACAACAACAAAACUGAGCUGAAAACAUUCCCUCAUCUGGACAACAAAUUUGUCUCUGUCUGCUCCUUUGCCUUUUCCCUUUCUGCAAGCAAACGGAUCUGAAAGACGCCUUAUAUUCAAACAAAAUAAUAAUAAUAAAUAAAUAAACAAAUAAAAUAAUAUAAAAGAAGUAAAUAAUUUUAGUAUUUAAAGCCGUUUUUCUUAUAUAAGCCAAAUGUGAGCCUAAGCUAGAAGAAAUGCAUUAAUAUCCAUGCGUGUUAUAAUGUAAUACUGUAAUACUGUAAUACUGUCAAACUGUAAAACUGUUAUACUAUACAACUGUAAUACUGUUUAUAACUGUACAACUGUGUAAAACUGCGCCUCGUUAACUCGAUAACAAUUCGAUUGUCGAUCGAUCAAUUUUGGUUUUGCAACUUGCAGAGAGCUUGUUGAUGGUUCUUUUUAUUGAUUUAUUGCUUGAUAAAUGGAGAAAAUCCAUGACCAUAUAUCAGACAUUAUAAUUAUUAUAGAUAUAUAUUAAGUGUCUGUCUCUGUUUAUCUCGAGCCAAGUUCACAGUUCUUAAGCUUAAUUUUCUCUUAAUCAGAGUCUCAUAUAUUAUAUAACAAAUAGAAUAUUACAGAAAUUGUUGUUACGUUUCUUCUCUUAGCCUUGUUCUAGAAUUUAUCCAUAGUAUAUAUCGUAACGCUUAGGCCCAUUUAAUUUCUAUGAAAACUAUGUUAAUGAAACCUGGUACAGAUGCUUUUCUUUUUUGAUACAUAAAGUUAGCACAUAAAACGCAAUAGACUUGAUCCGAUUAGUACAACAUAUAGUAGCCAUAUUUAUUAAGUUGUUAAGCCGAAUAACUUUGUUUUUUACACAUAAACCAGACCAAAAUCAAUAAGAACAAGUUUCCGUAAGCCUUAUACAAAAUAUAUAUAUAUAUACACAUAUAUGUAUAUAUAUAGAGCCAAAUUUGGUUGGACCAAUAUACAAAAUAGAUAACAUAGAAUCCAUAGAUAUUUGUGUUAUUGUGUGGUAAAGUUUAAAUAUUUUUUAUAAAGAUCGAUAUAGGACUCGUAGAAUAUAUAUAUAUAUAGAUAUAUAGAGGCUAUAUGCAGGAUCGAAUGCUAGACUUUGGUUUUAGAUCAGUUUGUCUGGGAAUAAAGCUCUCUGCAAGUGCCAGCCAGAUGUUAGCUUCUUACUUUUGAAUUAUAAUAGUUUAAAAAACCUGUUUUUUUUGAGAAUAUUGUUAAAGUCAGUUUUCAUUGCUAAGGGAACAAACAAAAGUAUAAUACUUAUAUGAAAAUAUUGUAAAGCCGCACAAGAACCUAAUGCAUAUAUAUAUAUUAUAUAUGAAUAUAUAUGCAUAUAUAUGCAUAUAGUUCGAUAUAUAAAUGCCUAAUUAUAGUUCCAACAGGCAGUAAACUAAUGUAUACCUCUUGAUUUGCAGUAAACAGGCUACACACGCGUAUAAGUAUGUUGGUACACAUGAUAUGAUAUGAUAUACUAUAUAUAUAUAUAUAUAUAUAUAUAUAUACAUAUAUGUAUUUUAGAGCAUUUUUGUUUAGUGCUAGAGAAAACUAAUGUUAAAUGAGAUUUUGUACAGCGAUAUACCCUAAGUGUAUACCCUAUGAAAAAAAGAAACAAAACACAUUCAUGACAUACCAGAGGAAAAAAAAAAAGAGAAACUGUUGAAAAUUGUUUGAUAGUUAAAAUU
Molecule: messenger RNA, 4026 nt
Organism: Drosophila montana
Lineage: Eukaryota; Metazoa; Arthropoda; Insecta; Diptera; Drosophilidae
Exons: 3
Coding region: 177-1073 (298 amino acids)
Source: RefSeq, a predicted model, not a curated record